AAAACACUUCACCUACCAUCCAACUAUGACCUUUCAUUUUUUUAAUUCCUAAAAUACCCUUUUAAUCAACUACUCUCAAUCAAUUAUUCAUUUCAAAUUUUCCAUAAGAGUUGUAUAAGUUUGACCCGUUUUGUGAAUAUAAUAAAUAAAACAACUAUUGAAUGAUAAUAACUACCCAUUUCUUAAUUUGUGAAGAAGAGAGAUCAAAAAACAGAUAACCCUCUUUUGAGCUCUUAUCAUGGAUAACAAGACAUCAUCAUCGGCAAAACCAAAAACUGUUGAUUUGGAUGCACCUCUUCAUAACCUAGGAUUUGAGUUUGAAGAAAUCUCAGCAGGGAAAGUUUCUGGAAAUCUUCAUCUUACCCAAAAGUGUUGUCAGCCAUUUAAGGUGCUUCAUGGAGGGGUAUCAGCAUUGAUAGCAGAAUCACUAUCAAGUAUUGGAGCACAUAUAGCUUGUGGAUAUAAAAGGGUUGCAGGGAUUCAACUUAGCAUCAAUCAUUUGAAAUCGGCUGUGAUUGGUGAUUUUAUUCAUGCUGAAGCAACACCUUUGACGGUUGGGAAAUCCAUUCAGGUGUGGGAUGUGAAAAUCUGGAAGGUUGAUCCUUCAAACUCACAAAACAGAUUGUUGAUAGCAUCUUCUAGAGUUACUCUUAAAAGCAACAUGCCCGUCCCAGACAAUGCAAAACACGCCGGCGACUUGCUAAAGAAGCAUGCAAAACUGUAAAUGUUUUAAAUCAUACAAUUUAAGUUAAACUCAAUAAUGCUUGAAUGCAUCAAGGAGUUAUAAAUAUAUGCAGAUGAUACAAGAUGUGCAUCAUGAUAGAAUUUGUAGCUUUUUUUGGGUACUAUUGAGGCUAUUAGAUUCUAAACUAGGUCAUCAUGCGUACUUGAUUCAAGGUUUAAAAUUGAGUUUGCAACAACUUGAUUCAUGGUUUUAAA
Lathyrus oleraceus (garden pea) is the source of this 939-nucleotide messenger RNA. Its product is annotated as 1,4-dihydroxy-2-naphthoyl-CoA thioesterase 1. The transcript has 3 exons. Lineage: Eukaryota; Viridiplantae; Streptophyta; Magnoliopsida; Fabales; Fabaceae. Gene Ontology annotation, molecular function: 1,4-dihydroxy-2-naphthoyl-CoA thioesterase activity. Gene Ontology annotation, biological process: phylloquinone biosynthetic process. Gene Ontology annotation, cellular component: peroxisome. The record is from RefSeq and is a predicted model, not a curated record. The coding region runs from base 239 to 724 and encodes 161 amino acids.